Molecule: messenger RNA, 2834 nt
Organism: Biomphalaria glabrata
Lineage: Eukaryota; Metazoa; Mollusca; Gastropoda; Planorbidae
Product: heparan sulfate glucosamine 3-O-sulfotransferase 1-like
Exons: 3
Coding region: 374-1546 (390 amino acids)
Molecular function (GO): [heparan sulfate]-glucosamine 3-sulfotransferase activity
Source: RefSeq, a predicted model, not a curated record
AUGUUGAUUGGUGGAUAAAUGAAUGUCUUCAAAAGAAGUGACCAUUAGCCAAAUGAAAGCCAAUUAGUGACAGGAAGACUUCUGGGACGAAGAAAAUGACAUUUUUAACGUUUAUCUUUUUUCUCUGAGAACUUUCUUGCUCUUCCGAAAUCAAUGAAUUGAAUAGUGCGUUACAAUUACUGUUGAAAUGUGUCUGUUAUUGUGAAGUGUUUAGGAUAUAGCCUAGUUUAGCAAAUAGAUUUAUUUUGUGAAAGUUUAGUUAAAAGCAGAGUUGUUAUACAUAGAUUUUUAUUGGCGCAUCAAAGUUUUCAAGAAAAUGAUUUUUCUAUUUUUGAUUUGAUGAGUGUUUUGCUGGUUGUCUGUACUGUAGACAAUGAUUGCAUUUAUUAAGCUUUUAAGACGAACUAUCAACUCAUUUUUAACAUCGCUGGUGUUUUUUGCUAUCCUAGCUGUCGCUGUGCUAAUGUGGGGAAUCUCCACCCACAUGUCCGUUAGAAAUAUUGGCAAGCUCAGUGCAAUGAAGCGAUCUAGUGAAAAUAACGACGCCAACUCCUACAUCGAGACUCUCAGUAUGACAGAAAUGGAAACUUCCCUCCCAGUAAGGAAAGAAGUCGACAAUUCAUUUACUCAUUCACAGUUUGUGUCCGAUAAAUCUGAACAGCAGGAUAUUAAUGCACCGGAGGAGAAAACACAAAACAAGGGUCUUAAUUUACGCAGCAGGCAAGAAUAUUUUAUACCUCCUCCGGGCGAUGUUCCUGUCAGGAGAUUUCCUCAAGCGGUGAUCAUCGGCUUUGGUAAGUGUGGCACCAGGGCCAUGUUGACAUUUCUGAGUUUACAUCCCUACAUCGUCAUACACCACGAGGAGGUACACUUCUACACAGAGGACAAGCUCUACGCUAAAGGAUACAAGUGGUAUCUCAACCAAAUGCCAUUUUCAUACAGCAAUCAAGUGACUAUGGAGAAAUCCCCAGACUACGUGUGUUCCAACAGAGCCAGACAAGAAAUUGCAGAACAUUUCCCAGACUGUAAGCUCAUUGUGCUGGUUCGCAAUCCCGUGGUCCGCAUUGUAUCAGCUUUCCUUCAAAGAUUCCGAUUCAAAGAGCCGAGUCAGCGACCACCUAUGAAUGUCACGUACAUGAACACAAAAACUAAUGAAUUCAAUCCAAAUGCAUCGGCAGUGGACGUCGGCAUCUUUCACAAGCAUCUGUCUCCAUGGCUACGGACGUUCUCACGAGAUAACAUUCUUGUAGUUUCCGACGAAUCUCUCACGACAGAUCCACUCAGUGUUCUUAAAAGAGCCGAGAAAUUUCUGAACAUUCCGCCCAUGCUAAAUGAAGACAACUUCUACUACAAUGAAACGUCUGGAUUUUACUGCUGUCGGCGAUAUUCGACAGACGAACAGCCUCGGUGCAUGAAUAUUAACAAGGGCUGGAAACAUCCCGAGCUUCCAGCAGACGAUGAGAAAAUGUUAUAUGAUUUCUACAGGCCCCACAAUAAAAAACUGUUUAAACUUUUAAAUGAGACUUACAAUUGGGAAAAAACAUAGAUCUUAAUGAAAAUGAUACGAGUUGGCAUUAGUUUAUAAAACAAAACAUGUAAGGUCAUAUAUAAGAACAUUUUGUCGUCUUUGUGUUCUCUCAAAUUCUAUGUAGUUGUAGUUAAGGUUUGAUUGAUUCGCUAUGGAAUUUUUCUUCUUUACCUACAUAUAGUGUCUAUUAUAUAUAACUUUAAUAUUGAAAAGUCGACCUAUAUAUAACUUUAAUAUUGAAAAGUUGACCUAUAUAUAUAACUUUAAUAUUGAAAAGUUGCCCUAUAUAUAACUUUAAUAUUGAAACGUUGACCUAUAUAUAACUUUAAUAUUGAAAAGUUGACCUAUAUAUAACUUUAAUAUUGAAACGUUGACCUAUAUAUAACUUUAAUAUUGAAAAGUUGACCUAUAUAUAACUUUAAUAUUGAAAAGUUGACCUAUAUAUAACUUUAAUAUUGAAAAGUUGACCUAUAACGUUGAAAAUACAAGAUGGGUUGGGAAAGAGUGAGUGAAAGAAAAUGCUGACAUUGUACAGUAGACCUAUUAUAUAUAGUCAUUGAAAUAAUUAACUCAUAAAAAGCCUACUCACUAGUUUUUAUAUUAUUAUUAAUAUUUUCUAUUUGAUAAAGUAGAUAUAACUAUUAAGAUAAAAAAACACUAUUAAACAAACAUAACUUUUUUUCUUGGCUGCCCCUAAAGAGGAAAAUGCUGCUACUCAUUUUGUGUUGUCUAGCCAGUUUAUAGAUCUUAAAAACUAAAAGAACUACAAAAGUUCGUGUUCACUUGAUUCUGUAGCGUGCCAUUCUCUCUAAAUAGGAAAAGUCUUGCAACGUUCACACAUGGUAAUAUUCUGGCUGGUGACAAGACAUCCUUCAUUAUUUCACAUAUUUAGUAGGAAGAUUGCUUUGAGAUAAUUGAUAGAUUGUACUUGAUAGUUUCAGAUAUUCCCAAAAUAAAGGUUUCCUAUUACUUUUUGUUAUCCAAGUGUAUAUUUAGUCCUUUAUAUUAACAUUGACUACAAUAAGUCAUUAGGUCAGUUAUUUUCACCCUCAUGUUCGUGUUCAAACAAAAAAACAAACAACUUCUGGGCCUGCACUUCUCACCAAACAAAGGGAAAGCUGGGCUCUAAAACUAAAUGGAGACCAAGAUGGGCUAGACAUAUGUACUCAUGAACAGUAUAUAAGCCUUCUUUUUAUUUUGCCAUAUUGUAAUACCAAUGUAAAUGUACAAGUGUGAAUGUUAAUUUAAACAUGAUUUGUCGGAAAAGUUGGAUUUGCUUUUAAAAUAAACAAAAUUUUUAAACAUA